Messenger RNA from Triplophysa rosa, 936 nucleotides. It is a transcript of the gene msx3, whose product is annotated as muscle segment homeobox 3. Gene Ontology annotation, biological process: embryonic morphogenesis; regulation of transcription by RNA polymerase II. The transcript has 2 exons. The coding region runs from base 115 to 936 and encodes 273 amino acids. Gene Ontology annotation, molecular function: DNA-binding transcription factor activity, RNA polymerase II-specific; RNA polymerase II transcription regulatory region sequence-specific DNA binding. Gene Ontology annotation, cellular component: nucleus. The record is from RefSeq and is a predicted model, not a curated record. NCBI's taxonomy places the organism in Eukaryota, Metazoa, Chordata, Actinopteri, Cypriniformes, Nemacheilidae.
AGCAGGCAGUGCGCUCUGCUAGGAGAGUGAGGCAAGCGUCGCAAAAGCGCGACGACAGAGGGGAAAGGCAGUGCUGGACGAGGAAAUUCAGGACGACUAAAACAUACUUAUUGUAUGGCCCCUUUAUCAUCCACGAUGAAUUCUAUUCAAGGGCUAGUCUCUCAAGAAGAAAAACUACAUGAACGCAGAAGCGCGGACAAAGAGGAGGCUCCGAACAACGAUAAAGCGACUGUCAAAGGAUGUAAAAGCAAAGCUUUGAGUCUUCCGUUCAGUGUGGAAUCUUUAAUAUCAGACAGAACAACAACGAGGACUUUAUACACGUCAUCUGAAUCGGGUAUUAUAUCUCCGACAUCGGGUACAGAUGAGCGACUGCGGCUCUCACCCAUGGCUCUUUACGCAGAUAGAAAAACCCAAAUGGAGAGUGUCACCAACCUAUCCGACUCCAAGAGAGGAGAUAUGGAGGAGCUUAGUAACAAGGGACAGUCCAGCUGGUUUCAGACCCCAUAUGCCUCUCCACCAAGACACUCAAGUCCACCCCCGUGCCCCCUCAGAAAGCACAAGAACAAUCGAAAACCGCGGACCCCGUUCACCACAUCGCAGCUGCUUGCUUUGGAGAGAAAAUUUCGUCAAAAACAGUAUCUUUCCAUCGCAGAAAGAGCGGAAUUUUCCAAUUCACUCAAUCUUACUGAGACUCAAGUUAAAAUUUGGUUUCAAAACAGACGGGCGAAGGCAAAGAGACUUCAAGAGGCCGAGUUAGAGAAACUGAAACUUGCAACCAAGCCGUUAUUACCUGCGUUUGCUUUUCCGUUCCCACUAGGAACACAUGUUGGUUCUCCAUCCCUCUACGGACCGUCCAGUCCCUUUCCUAGACCUGCGUUACCCGUCCCAGGACUUUUCGGUGGGCCAGUGACCUACGGGAUGUAUUACUUGUCUUAA